Messenger RNA from Myotis daubentonii (Daubenton's bat), 3861 nucleotides. RefSeq names its product zinc finger protein 146 (gene ZNF146). Gene Ontology annotation, molecular function: RNA polymerase II cis-regulatory region sequence-specific DNA binding; DNA-binding transcription factor activity, RNA polymerase II-specific. The record is from RefSeq and is a predicted model, not a curated record. NCBI's taxonomy places the organism in Eukaryota, Metazoa, Chordata, Mammalia, Chiroptera, Vespertilionidae. Gene Ontology annotation, biological process: regulation of transcription by RNA polymerase II.
GAGGAGGAUUCGAGCGUGUGUGACCCUCAGUUUGACCGGAUGUUUGAGGUUAUUGAGUGAGAAACUGGUUGCAGGAUUGUGUAUGGAUGAGUUUGAGAGGGAGCUAUGGGAGACCAGCAUUGAGUUAGUAACAUUGGAGAAGCACUUCCCUUGUCGAAAGUGCUGCUGAUAACGGUGCCAUCUUCGUGGAGCAUCAGUUUUCCUUGACUAUUUGAAGGGCGGGGAGGAGCCAAGUGCCAGCUGUUUCAUAUCGAAAUUAAUCCUACAAAUGUAUCUGCAUUUGCAUUGAAUUAUACAGGUGGAAACAAGCUUUGGAGUCAGACGGCCUCUGUUAACUCCUUCCUCUGCCACUUUGUACCUUGGUAAUCUUAGAAGAAGCCUGAGAAGAUGAUGAGCAGAUAGAGGGGCAACAAGACUUGGAAAUCAAGUUGCAUCCAUCUUCAGUAAAGUACAGACUGAGGAAAAAAGCAGUGAAUGUAAGAAAAUUGGAAAAAUACUUCCUCUGAUCUCAGACCUUUUAUCUUUUAAGGCAACAUUCUUUUCAACUUACCUAGAAAAAAUUUGAAACACAAGACUUAAUCGUGAGGGACAUUGUGUAGGAACAAAUCAUCAAUUUUAUUGAUUUAAAAAUUUUGCCACACUUUCUCCUUAUGGUAAUAACCCUCUUUAAAUGUAAAUCAGUGUGGAAAUGCCUUCAGUUAAAAUAGUUUGAUCCCUAUCAGGUACCAGAACAUUCAUACUGGAUUCAUACCCUAUGAAGUAACUGAAUGUGGGAAAACUUUCACUUGUGUCACACCUUAUGAAAUGAAUGAAGUCAGGCUGGAGAAAAACCCUGUGCUUCUAAGGAAUAUUGAAAAGCCUUUAGCUAGAUGACAUUUCAUUGAGCAGAAAAAAAUUCAUACUGAAGAGAAACCACUGAAUAUAACAAAUCACUGAGUAUUAGAAUAUUUAUACUUUGAGAGAAAGCUUUGAAUUCAAUAAGAUAAAGUUCUAUCUUAAAUCUAUCCCUUACUUUACAUUUGAAAGUUCAUACACAGAGAAGCUCUACUAAUGUAAGAAAUGUGGAAAUACCUUCAGCCAAAAGUAAAUCCUCAUUCAUCAAAAAAUUUAUACUGGAGAGAGAAUUUGUGAAUGUUGGAAAGCUUCCUUUCAGAUGUCACACCACAGUCAGCAGAGAAUUUGUAGUGGGGAAAACCCCUUUGCUUGUAAGGUAUGUGGGAAAGUCUUCAGCCACAAAUCAAAUCUCACUGAGCAUGAGCAUUUUCAUAAUAAAGAGAAACCUUUUGAAUGUAAUGAAUGUGGGAAAGCCUUCAGCCAAAAGCAGUAUGUCAUUAAACAUCAGAACACCCAUACUGGAGAGAAGCUUUUUGAAUGUAAUGAAUGUGGAAAAUCGUUCAGCCAGAAGGAAAACCUUCUUACCCAUCAGAAAAUUCACACUGGAGAGAAGCCUUUUGAAUGUAAAGAUUGUGGGAAAGCUUUCAUUCAGAAGUCAAACCUCAUCAGACACCAGAGAACUCACACAGGAGAGAAGCCCUUUGUAUGUAAGGAGUGUGGCAAAACCUUCAGCGGCAAAUCAAACCUUACUGAGCAUGAGAAAAUUCAUAUUGGAGAGAAACCCUUUAAAUGCAGUGAAUGUGGAACAGCUUUUGGCCAAAAGAAGUACCUCAUAAAACAUCAAAACAUUCACACUGGAGAAAAACCCUAUGAAUGUAAUGAAUGUGGAAAAGCCUUCUCUCAACGAACAUCACUUAUUGUACAUGUGAGAAUUCAUUCAGGUGAUAAGCCUUAUGAAUGCAAUGUAUGUGGGAAAGCUUUCUCUCAAAGUUCAUCUCUUACCGUGCAUGCGAGAAGCCAUACAGGUGAGAAGCCCUAUGGAUGUAAUGAAUGUGGGAAAGCUUUCUCUCAAUUCUCAACCCUUGCUCUGCAUUUGAGAAUUCACACAGGUAAGAAACCUUAUCAAUGUAGUGAAUGUGGGAAAGCUUUCAGCCAGAAGUCACACCAUAUUAGACACCAGAAAAUUCAUACUCAUUAAAAACUCUAAAUAUCUUGAAAAUUGGAAAGCAAUUCGAUGGAGUUUACACCUAUGGCAAGCACAUCCGAAGUAAUCGUUCUUAAGGAAAGGGUCAGAAAUGAGGGAAGCAAAAGCUAAAAACUUAUGGGAUACCAGAGAAUUCAUACUGAAGAGAAAGACAUAAAAAUCCUAUGCCCAACAAAAUCCCACAGUAAAAGUAAUGCUGAAACUUCAGACACAUUUCCACUAAAAUUGGGAAUGGGAAACAUGCUUAUCAUUACUGUCUAUCUGCCUAGAUCUGGAGAUCUUCACCAUUGUAAUAAGAACAGUAAGUUGUAUGUGUUAGAAAGGCAAAUACUUUUAUGGUAUUGUUUUAGCAGAACAGAAGAGAUUUUGGAAUACCUAUGCAUUUAUUAGAAUUUAGAAUUGGAGAAGAAAAUGGGACUGUUUAAAAAAUGAUUUGGAGGUGAUUUGUUCUCCAAGGAAAAAAAGAUCAUGAACUAUGCACAAAGGUAAAAUCCAUGGGGCUUACCAACAGGAAUAUGGCCCAGCAGAUGUUGCUCAGUGGUUGAGCCUCAACCCAUGAACCACGAGGCCAGUAAUUCCAUUCCCACUCAGGGCACAGGCCUGGGUUGCGGGCUCGAUCCCCAGUGGGGGGUGUGCAGGAGGCAGUCAAUUUUGAUGUUUCUCUCCCUCUCUUGAAAUCAAUAAAAACACAUUAAAAAAACCAAACAGGAAUAUUGAAAAACUGUGUAGUGAAAUGGUUAUGACCCUGGGAGUAGGGAAACAUCCCUUAUAAUGAAUUAAAAAUAUUUAGCUUUUCUACUCUUGAGUUUGUAUGCUCAGGAAAUAUAUACCAGGCUAUUUACUGUGGUAUGAUUUGUAGUAGCCAUAAGUUGGAAACAAAUGCCCAUCAGUAAUAAAGUAGAAAGUACUUAUGAUGGGAUAUUAUGUAUCUGUAAAAUGUAACAAAUGAAAUCUAUAUGUGUUACAGAGAAUGGUAUAAAAAAUGUUGAGGAAAAUGAAGCCGCAGAAUGACAAUUAUGAUACCAUGACAUUUUUGUAAAUUUGAAUUAAAACUUCCCUUAUAAAAUUCAGUACUAUAUAUUGGUAAUAGAUACAUAUAUGUAUUUAUGUAUGUAUGUUUUUAAAAUGUUUUUGAAAUGGAUUGCAAGGAGACCAAACUCUUGAUAGGGGCUGCCUGUGAAGAGUUGAAAAAGGAAGGGGAUGAGUGUGGGAGGGGUGGAGUGAGGAAUUGGUUAAAGAGGACUUCAUUUUUUAUAUGUAAACAUCUACUUCUCUAAAAAACAGAAGAGACUGCUAGUAAAUACAUAUAUAAAAAUACUGAGUAGUUCUGGAUUGUGUUAUAUGGAUAUCGUGUCUUAUUUUUUUGUACUUUUCUGUAUUUUUCAAGUUUCUCAAAAUUAAUCAUGAGGGUGAGGAUGGGAUCACUGUACCUAUAGAAAUCAUGUUCCAAUGGAUUUAUUCCCAAUCAAAUGCUAAACUUUUUAUAGAAAAUAUUUCUAAAAUUUAACAAUGAUGAGUAGACGGACUUGUUCUGUAUGUAGUAUGAAAUUAUCUAUUUUAUUAAAAUUAAGAAUGAUAGCAUAAUCCAAAUCUGUUUAAUUUAUUUUUACAUGUCAGUGUAUACUGUGUGUUUGUCUACUCAUUUUACAACAUAUCAUUUGAGCUUAAAAAUGUUGAUAACUUGUAAAGUUUACACAGCCUUCGUGUAACUUGUCUUUUUAGAUAAACUUUCUGGAAUGUCAAAUUUACUGUCCUAUAAAUUACCUUGGGAACAGUGUGUGCAUUAAAAAUAAGUUUGUGAUUGUUUUCUUUUCAAAAGAAAA